AGAUUUGUUGUGUAGACAAAUGUCUCCAAUCUACUGACUUGAUUAACUGUACUCAUAACCAGCUCUACAAAUUGAACUAAGACAAUUCAUUAAAAUCAUUUUUGGAACAUUUUUAUUGAAUGAAGACCACUAUUUUAGCUUUUAGUGAUUUGAUUCUAGUCUUCUGUGAUGAAGCUCUUGUGAAAUAUUUAUCUUUGGAAAUUAAUAGUAGAAAUUAGAGACAUUCCUGAUAGCCAAGUAACACUGUAUUUCAUUUUUAAGUUUAUAGAACUGGUUUUAUAAAGAAAGUUUGUUAUUUUAUUAUUAUGAAACUUUUUAAGAAAUAGAAAUAAAUUAUCACCUACCAAAGAAGUGUGCUUCAAGUUUUAGUUUUAUGACUCAGUAAUUUGCCACUAAGCUUGCAUGAAGAGUCAGUGAGGUUUUGCUCUUCUUGAUAUUUCCUUUACUGUUUAAAGUGCAUUAAGAUGAACAAUCCAUCUCUGGGUGCAAUUCUGACUGCAGAUGGAGAUGUCAGCCCAGGCUAUGAAGAUAUUGUGGAGCCCAGACGUGGUCAGAGCGACUUGCGAUGGGCAGCACAAGAAUGGCAAUCGAGUGGGAGCUUUGCAGGCAGUAAACACGUGUCUCCAGAGCAAGCCAUGACUAAUAUUAUGGCUUCAGAAGGCCUGCAAAAUAUCAUGGAGGAGGUUGCCAAACAUCGGAAUGUUUCAUUAAAGGAAGUAAAAGAAGAGUCAGUUGAAAUCUUGAAAGUGAUGGCACACCAACAAGAUAUUUCUGCAAUCCGGAAAUUUGCUUUUUUCCUAGCAAAAAUGCUGAAAGCCAUGUACAACAAGAUUGUUGUUCACAGGCCUGGAAUAGAAUUACUACGGAAAGCUAUAAAGACAUGCCCUGUUGUGCUGCUACCUACUCAUCGGUCGUAUGCUGAUUUUAUUCUAGUAUCCUACGUGAGCUUCCAUUACAACUUACCUUUUCCAGUAAUCGCGGCAGGCAUGGACUUCUACCACAUGGCCUACAUAGGCCAGCUACUUAGGGAAGCUGGUGCUUUUUACAUUAAACGUUCGUUUGUUGACGACGUUCUUUACUGGGCCGUGUUCCAAGAAUAUGUCAAGAUGCUUGUGUGCCAAGAGUCGGCGCCCAUGGAGUUCUUCUUGGAAGGCACGAGAAGUAGGACUGCCAAAACCCUACGGCCAAAGUUGGGUCUCUUGGGUUGUGUGUGUCAGUACGCGUGGCUGAAAGACGUGUCGGACGUCCUGCUUGUCCCCAUCAACAUCUCCUACGACCGCACGCUGGAGGAGGAACUCUACGCUUGGGAGCUCCUCGGCAUUCCUAAGCCCAAAGAAUCAACUUCAGGGCUUUUUAAAGCUAAACGUAUACUGAAGGAAAAGUACGGCAACGUGUUCAUCCACAUUGGCCAACCUGUGUCUGUGAAGGCUGCCACCAAGGCUUCGUUUGGUCCUGGUAUCGUAGACUUCCAUUCCGCUCUUUCAGCCGCACAAGUGAGCGAGAUUGACUGCUUAGCUCUUCGCUUAGCUCGCGACCAGAUGCGUCUUGCUGCCGUUUCUUCCUUCAGCUUCGCGGCUCACUUCCUCCUCAUGAGGUUACAAGAAGGAAGCACGACAGUGUCGUACUCUGAGCUGCUGUGUACUGUAUCUGAGAUGCUCGCGUCAGUGGCAGACAACACGCAGGGUUCUUGUUGCACUCUCAUGCUUGGAGGAUUUAGGGAUGCUGGAGAACUUGACGCGUGUCUGAGGUACGCGUUUCAGGUGCACUCUAACCUCGUGUCACUCCAAGGUGAUGCUGUGUUCUUCUCUCCGUUCCUGGCAUCUGCGGCAAGUAAGAGAACAAAUCUCGACGAAUCUCAGAAGAAACGCUUUGUGUUGCACUUGAUGCUGCAACAUUAUGCCAAUCAAAGUAUCCAUGUGCUGUUGCCGCCCUCUCUUCUAUGCUUGGCUGUUUCGUGUUAUGGCUCUUCGGCCUCCUCAUCCUACUCCGCAAAUUUUGAUGUUGCUCUGGAGCGCUACUCUAAACUAUUGCAGUUAUUCUCUUUCGAAUUCAUCCCACCGGCUGACAAGAAACAGAGCUUCGACGAGGCUGUCGCGAGAUUAGUCAAGAGUGGAUGUGGCCAAAGCGCGGACGGUGUUCUCACUGUUCAACACACCUCGUCGCCGACUUUAUCUUCCUUUUAUUGGUCUUGCUUGAAGCCUUUGGUGCUCACGUAUCGCACUGCCAUCACAGUAGCGCUCAGGAAAGAAUGGUCUGACGAACCAUCCUUGGUAGCAGCAAUACGAACGGCAAUAUUAGAGCACUUCACUGAAACCGACGGAAAAGAUCAUUCAGGAGAGUCUCGGUCAUCCUCUACCCUGUUCUCUGCUCUCUCGUUAGAUGCCAUCAAGAACUCGGUGCGAGCGCUGAGCAAGCUAGGUGCUCUGCGGUGUCAGAAGAGCCCAGAAGGGGGCGGUGUGAUCCCAUGUCGUCGUCUGCUCAGCGAAACUUUCGACCUACUGACGCGGGAAGACCUGCCUCCUCCAGCGCGGUUGUAAGCCUCAAUUUUUGACGACCUGAAUGAGAAGAAGCGCAUCUGUUGAAGCCGGUGGUUGACCUAUCGAAUGAAGAGAAUUCGAGUAUUAGGUAUUUAAUUCUUGCAUUAAAUUGUAAAUUAUUAGGUUCCUAGUGAAGCUUAAAUUCAAUUUAUGAGUCUGGAAGCUUUUGUAGAAUAACUCAUUGGUACUGUUCUAAGGAUUUUAUUGUAUUCCAUCCGAGAAUCAUGUUCGUUCAUAGAUAAUUUCAUGCAGGUUGCAAAGCAAGCAAGGUCAAUGCUAAGCGGAUGGGCACUGAAACUUAAAUGGCAUUUUUGACAGAAUUUAUUUCCGUGAACCAAAGAGCCUGUAUGGUAUUUUAUUGAAUUCAAGCGAUCAAAUGUUAUGCGAGUCAACAUACUUUACAUCGUUGUCGUUUUUUUUUUAUAAUCCAAUUCAUUUUAAUAUAUUCUUGCCAUUCUAAUUAGUAAUAGCCUUUCUUAGCAAUUGCAAUUGAACAUACUUUACAUCGUUAUGUCGUUGUUUUUUAUAAAACCAAAUCAUUUUUAUAUACCUAUUCUUGCUAUUUUAAUUAGUAAUAACCUUUUUUUAGCAAAUGCAAUUUCAUGAAAAUUCAAGCGCCCAGGUUACUCCAUUGCUAUGAAAUAUAGUCAAUUUUUGACUCUGAACAGAAUGUCAUUGUGAAGAUCUCUCGUUCUGCUCAUCUCGCCGAGCCUUACGAGCUUAGGAUUCAAAUUGCAAACAACUUCCAUCCUGUCUUUUGAUAUUAUUGAUAAUAUUAGUAUACAAUGUCACUAAUGAUAUUAUUAGUGAAAAAUUGCCCUUAAGAUAUUUUAAUAUCUGACGUCGGUUAUGGUAAAUCACAGGAAUACUCUUUUAAUUCGUUAUUUACAUAGGUAUAAAUGUUUACUUUGAUUUUCAUCACAAUUAGUUGGAAUGUCGCGCAUGUCUGAAGAACAUUACGAGUUAAGGAAGAAGUGUUAGGAGCAGGUUAAUUGCGCCAUUUUUUGAACGGUGAAGAUUGUUUCCCUUCAUGAUGUCCUGUUAUCAAACUGUGACAGUAAUGUUGUACAGUUGUGUCAUCACGAUGUGAUUUUAUUGGCGUUCAGUUGUUGCGUCACGAUAUGACAUUAGUGGCGUCCACUUAUUUGUCUGACUGUGGCAAUUGUAAUGUGCAUUUCAUAGCGAACUUUACAAUGCAUUUUUGGAGCUGUCUAUUUUGUCGACUUUUCAACAUGUAGAUUGUUGGUGGUACAUUUUUUUAAUUUCAUGGAUUUCACUCAUUAUAUUCUCUUAACAAGUUAAUUUUGAUCAUUCAAGAAUAAUUAGCUGUAUUUUAAUACUACAAUUUUGGUCACUUAUUGCGUGCGUUGGCGUUGCGCCAAUAUAUUCUGUUUUCGACUUAUUGUUUUUGUUCACUGAAGAAUUAUUAGUUUUGUUAAUGUUCGAAUCCUUCCAUAUAUUCCGCAUAUAGUUUGAUCAUAGUUCAAUACUGGUUUAUCAACUUCAUUUCCUGAACGAAUUUCUCGUAAAAUUUUAUUAUCAUCCCUAGAAUUUUGUCAUUUUCAACGUACUGAGCUUCAGCGUACGAUAACCCGACAGAUUUGCAAAAUGCAUACCUGAAUUAAUGGCAUUUCCAGCAGUGAAGAAUGUAUUGAGAAAUAAAUUAGCUCGGUACUGUAAACUUGGCUUGGUGUGCCGCUCUGAGAGUUCUUAAGACUCGUCGUAUUUUUUAAUUCACACUUGGCCCACGUAACGUAUUUUACUGAAGCUCGUUUUAAUUCUGUAGGUACUUCGGGGCAGGUCUUCUGAGAAUUACGCUACCUUUUACUUGACCAAUUGUUUUUUAGCAUCUCAAUGUCAAGCCUGUCGGAGAGAUUUCAAGUUGUAGAAGCUUUUCUUGCAUCUUUUUUUGUUAAAAUUCCCAAUUUUUUUUAAUACUUGCGAUUUGCUAUCAGGAUAUUGGUCCUGAAAUAUGUUGCUCAAUGUUUCAACAGUUGGUAAUUUAAGGUGGGCAUUUCCUUUAGAUAUUUUCGAUUUUCCAUAUAAUUUUGUAAGAUUCGAUAUUUUUGGUUCAUAUCAUCUAUUAAGAAUUAGAAAUUAGCUAAUACCGCGAUAAAUAACCUAGAAUACGGUAACCGUUUAGAGGUACUUGGCUGCACAUGACUCGGAAUGUACAUUCUUACAUAAGCGACAGUACAUGAUUCAGGGGUAUUUAAAGAUAGCGAGGGUUUAUGUGUAUACAUAUGUUAAGGUUCCAGGCGUGGUUGCGAGUUAUAGGGACACUCGUCGGUGUUUCAUACGUUUUAUUAAAUCAAGUUUUAUGGACGCAUUUUUGUGGUGUCUUAGCUUUACUUUUGAUUUACAUUGCGCGACUGAUAAAACAGCAGAGAUGCGAAUGUGCUGAGGUGCGUUUAGCCUGAAUGAUGACUUCAUAGACAUAUUGUGUGAUACCUGAUUGUGAAGCAGUUGUUCAUACAUACAAUGACGAAUGACAAGUCAUUGAAUCAAAUGAGGUUUACUGACCUUACUAUUAUACUGAUUACUUGUGAAGUGAAGGAUCAAGUCACUAAGACUUCAUACGGGGUGUUAGCGGUGCCGGACAAUGUGAUCUCUGUUCAAAGAUAUUUGUUCUCGGGAAU
Molecule: messenger RNA, 5176 nt
Organism: Hyalella azteca
Lineage: Eukaryota; Metazoa; Arthropoda; Malacostraca; Amphipoda; Hyalellidae
Gene: Dhap-at
Product: dihydroxyacetone phosphate acyltransferase-like
Exons: 1
Coding region: 465-2537 (690 amino acids)
Biological process (GO): ether lipid biosynthetic process
Cellular component (GO): mitochondrial membrane; peroxisomal membrane
Molecular function (GO): glycerone-phosphate O-acyltransferase activity
Source: RefSeq, a predicted model, not a curated record